AUGCCAAACGAAAUAGACAGCAUUUUCUCCCAGAAAGAAAGAAAGAAAACGAGCACAAAAGAGAAGACAAAAAAAGAGAUGCACUACGACAUACGAGGGAAAGAAGUUAAGGCACAAGCAACAUACACAGAGGAUGGGUACAAAAUUUACACAGAGCAGGAGCUGAACAUCGGAAAAGGAGGACAAACAGAAAAUUGCCCCAUUGACUGCAAUUGCUGUUUUUAA
Molecule: messenger RNA, 225 nt
Organism: Nematocida minor
Lineage: Eukaryota; Fungi; Microsporidia
Exons: 1
Coding region: 1-225 (74 amino acids)
Source: RefSeq, a predicted model, not a curated record